AGGAGGAUGAAGAGGCCGCCAGGCCUUUGGGUUCUCCUAUCGGCAGGGGUUCUAUGGCUUAGCCUACAGGACGCAUAUGGAAUUAGAGCUUCUUCUUUAAUAUAUGGAAAGUCAACCACGACGACCACAACUACCUUAGCACCAGUACAAAAUGACACUUCACCUGAUGAAGAGUCUCCAGCUACCACAGAUUCGCCAACGGGGGAGGGAAACGUGACAAAACCCACCUUGACAGGCAACCCACAAAUCGACUACGUAUGGGACCCCAACUUGCCGAAGGAACUGAACGGUUACAACCUGUCCGACUACCCCUUCUACGAAAGGGUGCCCGAGGAUAUCGACUUCAAAUGCGACGGUCUACACGACGGUUUCUACGCCAGCGUCAAGCACAAGUGCCAGGUGUACCACCACUGUCUCUUCGGAACCAGAUACGACUUUUUGUGCGCCAACUACACUGCCUUUGAUCAGAAGACUUUCAUCUGCCAUUUUGCUUCUGAAGUCGACUGCGUCAAUUCUAAGAAGUUCUGGCACAGGAACGAUGCCCUGUACCAGGCUGCCUCGACAACCACCCUGAAACCCCUCGUAAUCUACACGACCGCGUCACCAGCUCAACCCCAACCGAUCACAGCCCUGUCACCGCUUUCACCUCUACCCGUUGCUCGGACACAUCCCGAUAGUGUGAGACCCUACAGACGUCGGAGACCUCACUUUGAUUACUACGGCGACUACUACGAGGAUUACUACGAGGAUCGACCGCGAAGUCGCGGUAGAAAAAGGAUCAGACCUAAAAGGCCAAGGCCGUUGUAUGAAGAUGAGUACGACGAAGAGUACUACGAUGAUGAGAAGUACGAAAGACGAGGUGGGGUGAGAAGAAGACCUUAUAGCAGAAGGAGGAAUAAGGAACGGGACAGGGGCAAGUUUGAGUAUGACGAUGAGGAGGAUAGCCAGGACGAAGAAGAUUACAGAUUGAGUAGCAGAAGAAAGGUGAACAACAGGAAAAAGCGACCUGACAGUGAUGAAGAUGAAGACGAUGACAGAUAUCCUCCAAAACGGAAGCAUAACAGGAGAAGACCUCCAAGCGAGGAAUCUCCUAAAAACAGAAAAAGACGUCCACAACUACAGUCAGACUACGAUGAAGACUAUGAUAGCUACGAGAAACCAAAGAGCAAAAGCAAGGAUAAAACGAAAAUCAAUAGUCAAAAACAAAAUGCUCAACCUGAUCUUGUUAAGCCGAGCAGUGGUACGGUAUACGAUCGUCCAAGGGUAGCACCAAAAAUCAAACCUCCGGUUCCUAAGGAUCAAGCAGAGAAGUAUGCUUACAAAUCUUCUAGUGGUAAAGGGAAAGAUAAAGAGGUUGAAGAGGACUAUUACGAUGAGUAUGAAGACUUUCCUAAAAGGAAAAGUCCUGUACAUAGAAGACCGUCAGAAGGUAGUGGAAGAAAGAAAAACAGACCACCCGUGGAGGAUGUUGAUUCAGAAGAACGACCAAAGCAAAAGCUCAAAGAGUCAUCUAGGGGAUUUGCUUCAGAAUCACCUCAAGAGCAACAACAUAAGGUACCUUCCAAAGAAAAAUAUAAGGGACCAACUAGAGACGUUGCUCCAAGGGAACAUCAAAAACAAGAACAUGAGGAUCUUCCUAAGGCUGAUACUUCAGAAGAACAUCCAAAACAGAAGUCUCCUGCUACCAAACCUAAGGAAUCUAUUAGGACCGAUGAUAAGUUAAAACCUAAAGAAUCUAUUGGGACAGAUGAUAAGUCCAAAGAAGAUGAAGAGGAAGAUUACUACGAUUAUUAUGAAGAUGAACCGGACGAGAAGGGAAGUGGCAAAGAUGCGACCGUAUCUACCUCUACGACAACGAAAAUGCCAACGACUACAACUGUCAAGCCUACUAGCAGUACAUCACCAUCAACCACAACUAGCACUACAACCACAAGUACCACCACGACUACUCAAGCUCCAAUACUCAGGAUAGAACAGCCCUUGAUAAGGUUGGUGAAGAGACCUUUCCUCCCUAGCAGAGGUGGUAACCCUUAUGCAGCAAGAGGAUUAGAACCUGUGGGGGCUAGAGCUUUCUCAUUGACUCCUGAAGUCAACGAGGAUAUACCAAGGGACAUCCCGAAAGAGGCGAAUACAGAGAAAGUAACCGCAGAUGCCACCUUCAAGCCUUCACCUGUCAUCAUGACUGCGCCCGUGAGGAGCAUUGCCUCAAACGGGAAUGGACGGGAGGAGUUCCGUCCCCAACCAGAUCCUAGAUUGACCUUCAGGAGUAAUCCCAACACGUCGUCACCUCAGAAAUCUCCUGAUAAGAACCCUCUUGACAUAAACGCUUCGGAAUAUGACGUGACCUUGAACGAUGCUCUAAAUCCAACCCUUUCGAAUUUACCUUACAGCUAUCCAAGUUACAGGGGUCAACAGGGUUCAGAUCAGGCUGUCUCGUCGGCUAAUGCAGGGUACAAUUUUCAGAUCGAUCCACUGACGCAUAGGUACGACGUGGUACCUAGAAGGGACUUCAAUGAACAAUUUACUGUGAUCAGAGAUGCGUACAGGCCUAGACAAGUGCAAAGUCAAGCUGUGUAUUCUAGGUAUUGAGAUAAAUUGUGAAUAGUCAAGUUAGAUUAGGAAUCUUCUCCUCUAUUUCUAUGUCAAUGCCUCAAAGACUGGAAUAACCUAAACAUGUUUGAGGGAGGGGGUUAGAGCAUUCUCAAUUUAAAGAUUACCUACUUAGAGAGGACCUUAGUAAAAUGUUCAGACCGAUAGGUCGCCCCAAGGGGCCCUUAAACUUAAAACGUGUUUUUUCGAAAAUAAUUCUUCACAAGCCCACUUUUUUUUUUAUUUGAAAAUAUUACCGAAGCUGCAUUGUUAUUUAUAUCCUACAAAUUCGCCAAGAUUUGUUGCAGGUGCAGGUUCGAGGGAAAACAUUUUUGAUUUCUUCCGAAUUUUUGGUUAGGUAAUGAAAAUUUUGCAAACUUAAAAAUUCACUGUAUUCUUUUUGAAUCCACUAACAAAAUCAUGAACUUUUGCCCCAAGUAAAUUUUUCACAUUUUAAACGCAGGAUAUCAUAAAUAAGAUGGCUACCAGAACUCAACAUAUUUAUUUAAAAAUUUAGGAAAAUCAGGUAAAACGAUGUGUUUCCUAUUUUCGCAAUUUUCCUGGAAACAAAUCAAAUUUUUGACUUUGCAAUCUGAUGAAAUGGAUAAAAAUACAUAUAUUCCGAUCUCUGGCAAUUCCGGGCAAAGAUUCUUUUGGCUGUGGAUAUGAAAGGAUCGCAGGAAUAAACAGUGGAUUUCAAAGUUUGCAAAGAUUUCAUUAGCUAACCAAAAAUUCGAAAAAAAAAUACAAAAAACCUGUUUCGCGGACCCAUACUUUCCACAAAUCAAUAAAAAUUACGGUUAUAUAGGAUAUAACAAUCUAGCAUCGGCGAUUUUUUCAUUUUUUUUCAAACAAAAUCGCGCUUGUAAAAAAUUAUUUUCAAGAAAAUCCCUAGGAUUUGAUUCAAAUGGAAAACCUUUGGAGGCAAUCGUCAUAUGUAGGUUUCGCCUAUAGCCUUUGUCAAAUUGUAUUCCUUUGGAUAUCAAUAUUUCAUAGUUUUGCUAAUUGACAGAAUACGCACCAAAAUUACGAAUGACAAAAUAUUCCAUUGACAAAAGAGAUAAAAGUGAUUUUAUAGAAAAAAAUCUCUUCACCUUUGUUCGAAUAUAUACUCAAGUUAAAUAUCGUCGAAUUAAUUGAAUUUGUGAGUAGUUCAGUCAAAUUGGAACAAGCAACGUAAAACAUAUUUGACAUUUUCUUAGAACAUUCAGUCAAGCUUUUUGUUUGAAUAUGUGUUGGACUACUUUGAGGGUGAUAUGUAUUUCUUCGGAGUGAAAGGGUUGACAUAAACUAGCUUCACUGUAUCCCAUUUUAAUCCCUCUACCUAAGUAUAACUGCGCAUUCUAGAAAAAACAGUUUUAAACGAAAGUUGACCUUCAUCAUCCGUUCAAGGUGAAGCGAAUAUUUUGAUAUGGAACCCGUCUUUGUCACUUCGGAAUUGAAAACAAGUGCAAAAUGUACGUCUUGACAUUACCUUGGUCUUGACCUUGACCACUGCCUUCAAGGUCAUUUGAAGGUCAAAUCGAAAUAUCCAAAACAAUUUUCUCUAGCAAAAAUGUUCGACAGUACAGUUGUAAGAUUUGUGCGGAUCACUCAGGUGACUUUGACCAUGACCUUCAUAGUUGAGCCAAAAUUUCCUCUCAUUUUUGGAACAAGCAUGAGCUCGACUCUGAGGUCAGGAUCACACUUGGACGUAAAAUUUCCCGCUUUUCCAUUUCCAUUAUAAAAAUGCGCGGUUUCCUUUGACAAUUGUGACAUGACCUUGAAGGUCAUGGUCAAUGUCACCUUCGGCUGAUCCCCACAAACGUUACAAGUGUGUUGUCGAACACUUGCUAGAGCAAAUUGUUUCAGAUGGCUUGGAAUGACCUUGAAUGCAAUGUCCAAGGUCAAGGUGAUAUUCAGACAUAAAAUUUGCUCUUCUGUUCAAUUCCGAUGUAAAAAAGUGGAGUUGUAUUUGGAAAUAUCCACUUGAUCUUGGAAUGACCUUGAAGGUCGUAGUCAAGGUCACCAUAAUUUCGCCCCUUUGAAAUCCUGCAACCUUUGUUUGGAACUUUUUUCUAGAAUACGCAGUUUUCGAAAUAUGUGAGGAGAUUAAAACGAGACUCGGUGUAUAACUGUUUUAUUUUGGCUAAGAAGUUACUUUCUAUAAAAUGUAUAAGAUUUUGUUAUGCAUUCCAGUACGACACCAUUUUUUUGAGAAAUUGCAUGAUAAAUGCAUAAUUUGACUGGACUCUAAAGCCAUAUGCCUUUUAUACUCGUGAUCUAGCUGUGUAUAUUUAGUUAUUUUUAAUUAAUUUAACGAAUUGUAAUAUACCUUGUAAAAAUAUUUUGUUUAAAUAAAUCCUAAGAUAUUACAACAGAUGUUUGUGUACGGCGGCGAACAUUAGACAUCACGCGCUAGUCUGAGAAGCAAGAGAAAUUUAUUCAUAAUUAUUCUUCUGUUUGAUGACCUACUUACAGACCAAGGACGCUUUCUUUCGCGAAAAAAAUAUGCAACCAAUUUAUCAGUAGUCUGCAUUGCUAGGUGCAUAUAUUCAUUGCAAAUGCAAAUUCAUGACUUCUAUAUACAUGGAAAUAUGCAAAUUAAAAAUAUUACAACAUCUAUGGGUGUUUUUCAUUGAGAGGAUAUGAUGUAUUGAUGGUAUCGUUGUGCAACUAUGUCACUGAAGUAUAUCAAUAUAUCUUCUUGAAUGUCUAAGUUUAAAUAAGCAAAAAAGGAUGUAAAAUACAAAAUGCAAUAUAAACAAUACAUGAAAAUAUAGAAAUAAACAUGAAGUACCCAAAAAAGAAAAGAAAAAGAACUCGUGCUUGAGCUCGAGAUAUACUAAGUGACAUAUAAAUCCGAACAACCAG
Molecule: messenger RNA, 5442 nt
Organism: Acanthoscelides obtectus
Lineage: Eukaryota; Metazoa; Arthropoda; Insecta; Coleoptera; Chrysomelidae
Source: the annotation of a GenBank genome assembly